Didymodactylos carnosus is the source of this 687-nucleotide messenger RNA. NCBI's taxonomy places the organism in Eukaryota, Metazoa, Rotifera, Eurotatoria, Philodinida, Philodinidae. The record is from the annotation of a GenBank genome assembly.
AUGGUAGAUGCAUCUUCAUCACGAUUCGAAGAAGCAUUAAACCAAUAUGAAGAAUGUGAACGUAAUCUGAAAGCAUUCUUAAAACCAUAUGAAGAUGAGAAUGAACAAUUAGAAAUUGAAUUAGAGCAAUUAAGUGGUAAACGUCAGAAAUUACUGAGAGAAAAACAAACAAUUCAGAAUAACGUAGAAAAUGUAAAAUCAAAUUUGAACAAGUUAGAGUCGAAAUUGAAACAAUAUGACGAACAACUUAGAUUGCCCAAAAUACGGUGUGAUCAGUUGCAUUCAGCAUUAUCUUUUCUCCUUUCUUGUGCAAAUGAUUCAUCAUCCAAAGAGAAACAACCAGAUCUACAACAUUAUCCCGAAUUAGGUUUAAAAAUUAUUAAAUGUAAGGAGACUGAAACAUCAGAUCAAAAUCAAAAACCUCUGACAAAUGAGAAUAGUAGUAAUAAACGGUCAAGAAGUACAUCAGUGAUACGUAAUAAUGAUCACACUGAUGAUCAACAAAAAUCCACAGAACAAUCAGUAAAACAACGGAAAUAUAACGAUGUUUAUCACAGAUCAUCAGAUAAACAUCAUCGAGGAGAAUCAUAUCAUUCAAGCCAAAGAACAAACGAUCAUUAUCAGCAACAACCUCAUCGUCCACGAGCACGUUCAUCGGUAGCAACAGCACAUCGUUUUAGAAAAUAA